Messenger RNA from Ceratina calcarata, 2313 nucleotides. RefSeq lists its product as uncharacterized. Lineage: Eukaryota; Metazoa; Arthropoda; Insecta; Hymenoptera; Apidae. The transcript has 2 exons. Bases 210 to 1718 code for a protein of 502 amino acids. The record is from RefSeq and is a predicted model, not a curated record.
GUUAAAAACCUCGACCAAUUGAGAACGGUAGAUAAAUAGGCCCGAGAGUAGAGGGGUGAAGCGCGUUUUAGUGGAGACAACAGCACUAGGUAUGCAGAUACGAAGCCGAGGCAAACUGGGAAGCCGUAGUUCACGAACCGUAGUAAUCGUGGUAACAUCAGACAGUCAACGACAUUUAGAACCAGGCUCCGGAAUUCAGGUAAACGGACAUGCGGCUGUUUCUGCUGAAAAUAUCUGUGUUGCUUCUGGCGACGGAUAUCAGCGCGGCAGGAAUCGGAAAAGCAUGGCAAGUUCUUCCGUACGUGGCCCAUUGGAAUCACCCGUCAUGGCCGCGUCUCGAUUCAUCGGCAUUCGAGGUUCGCACCGUGAGCGGUGUGGGUUAUCUAAAUCCGUUUGAAACAGCUCAAAGAAAUCCAAAUUCGGAACAAAAGUCCUUAGAUUUCGCUACUGCCCCUAUAUCUAAACCAUCUGUGUUCAGUCAGAAAUUUCUUGAUCAACUGGAACCGAUAUUUGAGAAUUCUUACAGUCAAUACGAGAAACGCGAAGACCAGAGAGAUCAAGGGUCCGAUGACGUAAAAACGGACAGCGCACAAAUCAAUGAUAAGAUUUUUAAAACAGGUAUUAUGAUGACUGUUCUACAGCCGGAGAGUGUCGAAGAUUCAAUAAAGGAUGAAACGAAGUCGCCUAUAACGAGAGUUCGUCGUGACGCAGAGAACGAGACCAAGUUAGAGCAAAUAUCUACUACAAAAAACGUUCGGGAGGUUCGUUUGAGUUCUCCGGACAACUGGUCCACUCAACCGUUGUCUGUAGAGUUUCCUCACAGAUCUAACUUGGAUCAGAUGAUUCAACAAACGACAGACGACGAGGACGCGCCGAGUGUGAGAAGCUAUCAAGCACCUCGGGCCGAUUUCGUGACCAGCCACCACAGAAGGAGCUACGAUCAUCGUGAGGCCCGGGACAUGCCCAUUGGUAGAGGUUACGACGACUACGACUUCCCGUGGUACCGGAACUCUAUCAGAGACCGAGAUUACGAUCCCUUAGCCUAUCGUCGUGGCUAUAGUUAUUACUAUCCUGAUCGGUACAGGAUGGAGAGGGAAUACUAUAUGCGUAUACCCAAUGAUUACCCCUACUCUUACUAUGAUCGAUACAGAGACGAGGAUUUUGACCUCUAUAGUCGCAGUAGGCCCACGCCUAAGCCUAAGAGAAUUAUUUAUUACGCUACUCUCCCGGAAAUAGUCAGGAAACCUGUGGACAUGAGGAAUUACCCUAGACCUUAUCAGGUGGAUGGGACAAGGACUCCCACUUCAAGGGAUGGUACGUAUAAACGCAUUCCGGGGAACGUGGAUCCUAGCAGAUACCGAUAUAGACAUCUUUACGAUGGUUACGACAAUUACUCGAAGAGAUCAAGUUUUGUGGAUAAACCUUAUUCUUAUCCUGAUGAGGAGAGCCGCCGAAAAGUGGCGUUGGAAAAUCUUCGGGACAACGAUCCGUUUGAUCAGAAGACUGACAGAAAGUUGGCCAAUCAGGUAUCGGCGAGGAACGAGGGCAAAUUGCCCUGGCCGGUGCAAAUCGGAACGGAAGUGAGCGUAAAGGAUGACGAAAGGAUUUCCGGAAGAAAAAUUUUUGGUGAGAGUAAUGGCUAUGAAAGAUUCCAGAAUGCUCAGUUGCAAAAAGCACCCGAUGCUACUGGUUCCAGUGAGUUGCAGAGCGAUAACUGAAUAAGGAAUGAUUUUUUUCUAUAGAAUUUCGUAGAGAAUUUUGAAUACCGUUCGCUUUUACAUUGAUGCAUUAUGGUGGAUGUUUCUGCAUCGAAAGUGUAGUAAUAUCCAGUUAGAGAAUAAAACAAUUUUCAAUUCUGAUUUAAUCGAAAUCUAAUCAGUUACGUUUGGAAAAGUAUAAUAUAUGCAUAAACAUCCACAAUCUAAUUAUGGUCUCUUUUCACUAAAUAAAGGGGAUUCGAUAAAUAGGAUUAUGGGUAUUAUUGACGUUGAAUUAAAUAUGCAAUGGAAUUGGUGUGCAAUGAUAAUUGAAUUAUAAAUUAAAAACACUGCUAUGAUGAAAUAUAUUGUGAUCUACGCAGUGCCCGUUUUUUACUUAUUUAUCAUUAUUAUUUAUGAAUCACCACUUGUGCUUUAAUGUUUAGCACUGAAUUGUAAUUUUUUAAUACAGGACUUAUGGGAAUUUAAUUUUCCAUUAAUUUCGUUAUGAUUGGAAUAAAGUAGUGAAUUUUAUCUACUUCUAAAUUAUACGUAUGCCUUAUAUAUAUUGUAAGCGAUAUGGUACAUCGUCUUUAAUAAUAUACAGAAACAUGAU